AUGACUAAACAGUAUAUAGUAAACAAAAUGAAUGAUACUAGAAAAGAUGAUUUUUAUGAGGUAGAAAAAUGUGGUAAAUGGAUCGAUACGCAUAAUUUAAACAAGGUUUGUCUACAAUUUCCUGAUAACCUUUUACCAGAUUCAGUAGAAAUUGCAUUACGUUUGGAAAGUCAUAUUAACAAAAAAGUAUAUAUUUUGGGAGAUACUUCUUGUGGGAGUUGUUGUGUUGAUGAAAUAGCUGCUCAACACAUUAAUGCAGAUAGUAUAAUACAUUUUGGUCAUGCUUGUUUGAAUCCUACUAUGCGUUUACCUGUAUUUCAUGUAUUACCAAAACAAGAGAUUGAUAUAAAAGAAGUUAUUAAUAGAUUUAAAUUACAUUAUGUGAAUCAAUUUGAAAGAAUCUUAUUUUUUUAUGAUGUUGCUUAUGCACAUAAAAUUGAGAAUAUAUAUAAAAUAUUAAAUCCUAUAUAUAAAAAUUUAAUUUUUACUUCAUUAAAUUGUAUUUCUAAUGUGGAAUUCACAGAUGUUAAAAAUAAUUCAUCUACAAUAAUCUUAGGCAGAUGUUUUAAAUUAGAUAAGAAAUAUAAAAUAGAAGAUUACAUAGCGUUUUUCUUGGGAGAUGAUGGAAAGACAUUUACUACCUUAGCAAUGACAAUUCCUGCAAAAAAAUGGUACUAUUUUGAAAAUAAUAAUAUUAUUGAAUAUGACAUUUUAAAUACAUCAUGGUUAAAAAGAAGGAGAUACAUAGUUGAGAAAUUAAAAGAUGCCAAAGUAGUUGCUAUAGUUGUAGCAACUUUAGGUAUUAAAGAUUAUCUUAAAGUAAUAACAAUGAUUAAACAUAUUCUAAAAGAAAAAAAGAAAAAAUCUUAUAUUUUAAGUGUUGGUAAAAUAAAUCCAACAAAGCUUGCUAAUUUUCCUGAGAUCGAUGCUUUUGUUGUAAUAACAUGUCCUGAAAAUGAAAUAUUUGAUUCUAGAGAAUUCUUAAAACCAAUUGUAAUGCCUUAUGAAGUAGAAUUGGCAUUUAAUAGUUCAAGAGAAUGUUAUACACAAUAUUGUAUGGAUUUUAGACAGAUACUUCCUGGAGGAAUGAAUUAUAUUGAUUUCAAAGCAUCUACAGAUUCAGAUGUUUCCUUAAUUACUGGUGAACUUAGAAACUUUGAUGAAAAUGUUCCAUGCACAGACAAAAUGAGUGAUUUAGUAAUUAAUAAUUCAUCAGGUGUUAUUGCAAUUGGAAAAGCAGGAGCAGAAUUUUUACAAAAUAGAUCAUGGAAAGGAAUUGAACAAAGAUUAGGCAAAGAUGCAGUGCAUUCAGCAGAAAUUGGUCGCUGUGGUUUACCAAAUUGUUAUGAAAAUGAACCUAUUUCUAUUAAAAAAAAUAAUGAAUAA
Molecule: messenger RNA, 1386 nt
Organism: Eufriesea mexicana
Lineage: Eukaryota; Metazoa; Arthropoda; Insecta; Hymenoptera; Apidae
Gene: Dph2
Product: Diphthamide biosynthesis 2
Exons: 5
Coding region: 1-1386 (461 amino acids)
Biological process (GO): protein histidyl modification to diphthamide
Molecular function (GO): 2-(3-amino-3-carboxypropyl)histidine synthase activity
Source: RefSeq, a predicted model, not a curated record